AUGGGGGAACCGGUCCUUGCCCUAGUACCAGCCCCAGCAGAGCUGGACAGCAUAUCCCCCACAGCUGGCAGCACCAAUGAUAAGCUGCCUCUGGACCUGGGCAUGUGCCAGGCCUUCCUCACCACUGUGACCACCCAGCGGGAGCCUCCCUCUCCCACCGGCAGGACCACCACCUCCAAGGGCAUCCAUGGUUCAGUGCCAGGGACAAAAGCAUCUUCCCCGGUCACCGGCAAACUGGCUGAUGCCAAUGGGAACAGCCGCUCGGCCCCACUAGCAACAGCUGGCACCAGCCCAGCGCUGACCAUAGCCAGCCCCUUCCCCAGUACCACCACGGGGAAGACACCACAGCCAGUGACGUCCCUGCCUCCCGAAAGUGCAGCUGUGGAAGGAGGUACCCCCCACAGUGAUGACACCACCAUGGGGACAGUCUUGCCACUGUCACCCCCUACCACAGCAAGUUUUGUGGCUCACUCAUCUGCUGCUGCAUGGGACCACAGCUAUCCCACCGCUGACUUCACCGCGGGCACAGACAAAGGCAUGGCCUUGGACAUGGGCACAGCCUCCCUCAACAUGGGGAACAGGGCUGCAGAAGUGCCCCUGGGGUUGCCCACAUCCAUGGCUGGGAGGGCUGAGCCAGACACUGGUGAUGCCAUCCCAUCAACACACUCUGCCCUGGGCAGCAAAAUUCCUACAGCAGCAGCUGUCAUGGGCAUGGCAUCACCCACAGCUGUGGAGCCAAUUAUUGCACUUUCUCCUGGCCUCAUCCACAGCACUGCUGAUCCAGAUGUCACUGUGUCCCCUCCUGUCCCUGGGAACACCUACCCAGUGGUGAAAGCACUCUCGGUCACCCUCAGAACCACCAUCCCUCAUCCAGCGGUGGGAGCAGAUGAUGCCAGUCUCAGCUGGGUUACAACACCCCUCUCUGUGUUUCCCAGCAGUGCCUCCUCUCCACCCAGCCCCCAUGUCACUCUGAGGCCACCCCCUGAGGCCAUCCAUGCCACCCACACCCUGGAAUCAACAGCUCUCAGCCCAGUUAUUGAAGAUGAGCCCAUAGCUGAGGCCACCUCACUGGCUGCUGGUCACACAAGCACAUGGAAGACUACAGCUGCAACCCAGUCAGAUGCCAGAGGUGCCACCACAUGGGAGGACACCACCCCCUCUGAGCAUAGCGCCGAGGGUGCAGCACCGUCAGCCAGCACUGGUAGCACCCACGUGCCCAUCUUGAACCCUGCUGGCACAAGCACAGCCACCACACCACCUGCCAGCGUGUUCCCCAGCACCACUAUCCCACCAGUCACAUCAGCCAGCGAGAAGACCUCCACGGUCACCGGUGCCACUGCAGCCAUGCCAUCUGCCAUGGUGAAGGCCACCAGCAGCAGCAGUGUCCCAUCCCUCACUGUGACACAGAAGGCAGGUGGAGGCAGGCAACCUGUCCCAUCCCCAGCAGCACAGACCACCUCAGUGGACACAGCAGCUGAGUCCUCGGGCAUCCUUGGUCCCAGCCCUGCCACCAUACUGCCUAGUUCACCUCUCCCCAGCCUGUACAGCCCAGCAGAGAAGCCUCCAACAGCCUCCUCAUCCCUGCUUGGCAUUAGUGCAGCUAGGCAGCCAGCAGCUAGACAGACCUACACUGAGCUGCCAGCAGACACCGCUCCUACAACCAUCAGCAGCCGUGCCAUGAGACAGGCAGCAAGCACAUCAGCUCCCAGCUUCUGGCUGUGGACAGGGUCACCUGCCUGGGCAGAGAGAACAGCCACCACUGCAGGCAGCACCGCAGCCAGCACUAUGGCUGGCACUGCUGGGAGCACCAUGGCUAUCACUGCAGGCAGCACCACAGCCAGCACUGUGGCUGGCACUGCUGGGAGCACCAUGGCUAUCACUGCAGGCAGCACCGCAGCCAGCCCUGCAGGAAGCACCAUGGCAGUCACCACAGCCAGCACCACAGCCAGCCCUGCAGGAAGCACCAUGGCAGUCAUCACAGCCAGCACCACAGCCAGCCCUGCAGGAAGCACCAUGGCAGUCACCACAGCCGGCACCACAGCCAGCCCUGCAGGAAGCACCAUGGCAGUCACCACAGCCGGCACCACAGCCAGCCCUGCAGGAAGCACCAUGGCAGUCACCACAGCCGGCACCACAGCCAGCCCUGCAGGAAGCACCAUGGCAGUCACCACAGCCGGCACCACAGCCAGCCCUGCAGGAAGCACCAUGGCAGUCACCACAGCCGGCACCACAGCCAGCCCUGCAGGAAGCACCAUGGCAGUCACCACAGCCAGCCCUGCAGGAAGCACCAUGACUGUCACCACAGCUGUCUCUGCAGCCGGUAUCAUGGCUGUCACCACAGGCAGCACUGCAGCCAGAAUUGCAGCCAGCACUAUGGCUGCCACUGCAGGCAGCAUUGCAGCUGUGGCACCCACAGCAUCAGCAAGUCCAGCUAAGGAGGUGGAAGAUCUGGCCACAGGCACCAGGAUACCAGGGAGACUACCAAUGAAUGCCAGCCCUGCCACCACCCUGGCUCCUACUUUUGAGACACAGAGAGGACUGACCACAGCACCAAGCACAUCUGCCUACACGACCGCUGGCCACAGAAAUCCUGUCCCUGAGCCCCCACCCACUCGUGGGCUUCUCAUGCCAGCAGCCUCCCUCUACCCCUUCGGCACAGAGGAAGGAGACCAGGAGUGUGUCCAGAGGAAGGUGGAUUUUAACUGCCCCCUGCUCAAGCCAGAGAUUGGGUUCCCCUUCGGGAAGUCGCUGCGGGACGUUCUUUAUUUUACAGAUAACGGGCAGAUCAUUUUCCCACCCACGGAGAACUACGUUCCCUCCAACCCCAACCCACCUCCCCAGGGCUUCGGUGGCCGGGAGGCUUUGCCGACGGUGGCUGCUUUUUGGGAUGACGCAGAUUUCUCCCAAGGGGUUGGCACCACCUGGUACCAGGAAUACUCCACCCUCAGCUCUACCCAAGACCCCUUUGUCCAUGAUGUGGAAGGACAGAUUGAAAAAUACCUGAAAACCCCCUACAAAGCAAAAUGGACCUUGAAAGUGACUUGGGAAAAGGCUCCAGCAUACCCAUCGCGGUGGGAUGACACUCAGACAAAUACCUACCAGGCAAUCCUCACCACUGAUGGGAGCCAUUCCUUCGCCAUGUUGCUCUACCAGGACAGUGGGAUGCAAUGGAACUACACCAAGCUGGCUGCAGGCAACGUGCUGAUUGGCUUCUCCAGCGGUGAUGGCUAUGCCCAAAACAACGAGCUGAUUCACAGGCCACCAGCUGACAAGUACCGGCCUGACCAGCACAGCAGUGCUGGCAUUGGGCUGCGCGGGCUGUGGAUAUAUCGGCUAGACCGGCGCUCCCGGGUGAACUACCGGCUGCGGUGCCUGGCAUGGCUGGACACAGAGCCAGACCCAGGCACCUGGAACGGCCAGCUGCCACCGUGCCCCUGCUCCCAGCCCCAGGCAGAGCUGGAUCCCCGCUACCGCCGAAGCAGAGGCCUGGAAGACACCUCUGUGAGAAUGCUACGUACCACAUCCCCCAGCCCUGCCGGAGCCGGGGUGCGAUGUCUGUACCAGCAUGGGAGCUUGCUUGAAGGCUGGCAGGAGAGAGCAUGGACCCUCCCCAUCCACCCCACCACCGACAGGGAACUGGAGGCCUUCAGCUGGUGCUGCCAACGUGUGAGGAAGCCUCUGUUCUGCACCAGGUUUGCUGAGAAGAGACCAAGGGUUGGCUGCGAGGGAUAUGUGCCACCCGCUCCCACUGGUGCCUUUGGGGAUCCCCACAUCGUGACCCUGGAUGGACUCACCUACACUUUCAACGGUCUUGGGGACUUUGUCCUGCUGCUGGCCAGUGAUGCCCAGAGCAGCUUUGUGCUGCAUGGCCGCACAGCCCGAACUGGCAUGGCUCAGGCCACCAACUUUGUGGCCUUUGCUGCCCAGUACAUCUCUUCCACCACCACCACAGUUGAGUGGACCUUGGGGAGCCAGGAUGACAUCCAAGUCUUCCUGAACAACAAACCCAUCCAGUUUUCCUAUUCCCAAGACAUGGAUGCUGAGGUGUACUAUAGCCCUGGCAUCCUGCUGGUCAACUCCUCCUCCUCCAUGGCUGUCUUUGACGGGGCCAUUGCUGUCUCCAUCUCAGCAACCUUUGGGAUCCUCAGCGUGGUCUGCAGCCUGCCCAGUCAGUACCGCAACAGCACCAAGGGCCUCCUAGGUGUGUGGGACCAUGACCCCACAGACGACUUUCAGAUGCCAAAUGGUACCAGCAUCUCUGUGAACAGCAGCGAGGAGGAGAUCUACAGCUAUGGGAUGACCUGGGCUGUGGGAGAGCACAGCCUGUUUACUCAGCCUCUGGACUCUCUGGCAAUGAACUUCACACCCAUCUUCUUGUCUCGGCUGCGGCAGGAGAACGAAAGCCAAUACCAGCUGGCAGCCUCGCAGUGCCGUGGCAACAAGGAAUGCAUCUAUGAUUCACUGAGCACAGGGGAUGUGGCCCUGGGCCUGGCCACCCAGAGACUUACAGCUGACUUCCAGCAGAAGAAGACAACACUUAAUGCCUUCCCACCCAUCAUCACUGGCGAUGCAUCUCUCACAGCCUUCAGGACAGAAAGGGUCAGGAGGCAAUACCAUGCCACGGGGGUGGGUGCACUCUUUGUCCCCCACCUCUCAUCAGACCUCAACAUAUCAGAGAGUGGCAUCCUGACGUGGGAGCCUCAUGGGACAGCUCCACUCACCAUCAGUCUGGAGGCUGUUGGGUCCAACAACCUCUCUGCCCUCCUCCAGCUCCGCUUCACCCUUUGCAGCUGCAGCAGGAGUCAGGAGUGUGACUACAGCAACACCGUCACCCUUGGGCAGUCCUCCCUGCAGCUGGCAGCCUGCAGAUGUGAGGAUGGCUACUCAGGUCCCUUCUGCCAGGACCCUCUGGACCCCUGCACCCAGGGAUGCUUCCCUGGCGUGAGCUGCAGUUCGUAUGCUGGCUGUGGCCCCUGCCCGCCCGGCCUGACUGGCGAUGGGCGGCACUGCUCAGAUAUCGACGAGUGCGCACAGGGGACAGCAUGCCCAGGGAAUGCCACCUGCACCAACACGGUGGGCAGCUACACCUGCACCUGCCCAGCUGACCAGGAGGGCAAAGGACCAGGCUGUGGCUCAGCCUGUGGCUCCCACUCCUGCCCUGAUGGCUACUGUGGCAACGGGGGACGCUGCCUCCUGCACCCCAUCACCUGCACCCCUGCCUGCGUCUGCCCUCCCGCUUUCACUGACCAGCGCUGCCUGGUGGCAGGGGGAGAUUUUCGGCCACUGCCCAGCUCAGAUCUCCCGCUGAGAAGCGUCCAGCUGCAGGUCAGGACUCUGCAAAAUGCCACAGCUGAGGAAGUCGACAGCGCUGUCUCAACCAUCCUGGACUCCUUGGAGGUAAAAGCUUUCCAGAGCAACACCAAUGUCACCAAGAUGACAGAGAAGGACAGCUUCACUUUCGUGGUGGUGUCUGAGUUCACCUAUGACAGCCGUGGCACUGUCAUCCAGUUCCUGAACGAGGAGCUGCCAGUGGCCAUCACCAGAGCCUUCAAUGGGCAGCGGAGGCAGAGGGAGGCAGGUGCUCGCCUCCUGUUCCAGCACCUGUACCUAGACAACAUCACCGACCUGGUGAAGCUGACAGUGACUGAGCUGAGACGCUAUUUCCACUGUGGCCUGUAUGGUUACAAGGGCUACCAGCUCCACUACGUGAGGACUGUUGGCUUCAUCUGCAUCUCUCCUUGCAAGACAGGCUACUGCCAGCAUGGCGGCCGGUGCCAGCACCUGCCUGAGGGGCCCACGUGCAGCUGCCUGCCCUUCUCCAUCUUCUCCCCGGCUGGCAGACGAUGUGAGGCGCUGGCCAUCAGCCUCGGUGCCUUCCUCGGCAUCUUGCUGGGAGCCCUGGCUCUGCUCUGCCUCCUGCUCGCCAUCGCCUGCCUGGCCUUGCGCCUCUGCCGCCGGCACCGCUGCCAGUACUGGAGUCAUCUUCAAGUUCUGCUCAUCUUGCCUGCUCCAGCUCUGACAAUGGCAGGAGAGCAAGAAGAGCCUAUCCACUCCUACUUCCCAGAGAGGCACUGGGAACCACGGCUGCAGGCCAUCGACCCCUCAGUCCAGAUAAGGGUCCAGAGACCCCACAUCAGAUCUACAAGCUGGCCCCACCAGCAGCCCUAG
Dryobates pubescens (Downy woodpecker) is the source of this 6168-nucleotide messenger RNA. It is a transcript of the gene MUC4, whose product is annotated as mucin 4, cell surface associated. Gene Ontology annotation, biological process: cell-matrix adhesion. Bases 1 to 6168 code for a protein of 2055 amino acids. The record is from RefSeq and is a predicted model, not a curated record. NCBI's taxonomy places the organism in Eukaryota, Metazoa, Chordata, Aves, Piciformes, Picidae. The transcript has 29 exons. Gene Ontology annotation, molecular function: calcium ion binding.